CAGCAAGCCAUUCACAUGCAAGCAAAACCAACCGGUCCGUAUCUUUCUUAGCGGCAGCAUCUCUGCCGAAUCCGACGGUCUUCUCUCGCCGAGGAGAACCAGGCCAAAAGAAGAAAGAUAAACCCUAAUAACUCUCUCCCCUCCCUCCGUUCCGACUCCAAAACCCGAGCUUUUUUUUCCCCCUCUACAAGCUCCCUUCCCUUCGAAUUCUCUCGUUGCCCUCCACAAGGCCUAGAUUCCUACUCCCCCUCUUCCAUGGCGAUCCGCUCAUCCCUUUGCUUCUGUAGACCCUAAUUCCUGCCCCAUGGAGUCGCUCCGAUCCAAGGAUCGGGCGGUCAUCGAAGCCUUCGCCGAGUUCGAUCCCGCGAAGUCCGCCGGCUUCCCUCCGUCCGUACCUCUCACGAUCCGGUGCGUCUCUGUCUUCGCCGCAUCGGAUUCCCAAACCCUAGUCUAUUUUGGCACCGGUGGCGGGAAGAUCAUCUUGGUGUCGUUGAAUCCAUCUUUAGCUUCCAGUUCAGGUCCCAAUCCCGCGACAGUAAAUGGAAACGGGAAGGAUUCGCCGGGUUGUGGUGUUGAUUCGACGAAAGCUGUGGAAUUUCUGAAAGCCGUGUCGGUCAGCAAUCGUUUGAUCGAAUCUAUUCACGUUCUGUCGGAGAUUGGUAGGGUUCUUGUGCUCUCUGAUGGGUUUUUGUUCGUGUUGGAUCUUUUUCUCGCGCAACCCGUGCGGAAGCUGGGUUUUAUCAAGGACGUGACGGCUGUCUCCAAGAGAAUUCCGUGCGCUGAGUCAUCGAGUUCGGAUCCUUUGGGUGAUGGAGUUCCGAAAGGUGAGAUCUUGAGGCCAGGGCAGAAGUUUUUUCAGAAGUUAGGUGGAAGCAUUAGGGCAAAUGGUAUAGGGUCUAGGAUUUCUGGACCCUAUAGAGAAGGUGCAAACAGUUGCAUUACAGCGGUGGCAGCAGGGAAAAGAUUGGUUUUGAUCGAGUUCCUCUUACCUGGAAGCGGUGAUACGGAUUCUGAUAGUGGUGGUGUUUCGGUACUUCAGAAGGAAAUUCUGGGCAUUGAUGGAGUCAGGACCAUGGCAUGGCUUGGUGAUUCGAUAAUUGUUGGCACUUCAGAUGGUUACACACUAUUCUCCGCCAGCACUGGGAAAAGCACUCCAAUCUUUAUGCUUCCUGAUUCUUCGGCCCCCCCUCGUUUAAAAUCUCUAUGGAGAAGCAAGGAGGUGCUGUUGUUGGUGGACAAUGUUGGUGUGGUUGUCAAUAGUCUCGGUCAGCCAGUUGGUGGGAGCUUGAUCUUUCAAUACAUCCCAGAGUCCAUUGCAGAGAUGUCUUCUUAUGUGAUUGUGGCAAGGGGUGGUAGGGUGGAUUUGUAUAGAAAGAAAACGAGUGCUUGUGUGCAGUCACUGUCAUUUGCAAAGGGUGGUGUCGGUCCGUGCAUUGUCGCCAUUGAUGAUCGAGGAAAUGGAGAGGUUGUUGUGGUUGCAACGCCUUAUAAGGCUCUUUGCUUCUGUAAAGUUUCUGCAGAAGAACAGAUCAAAAAUUUAUUGAGGAAGAAGAAUUAUAAAGAGGCCAUCUGUUUGAUGGAAGAGUUUGAGUCUGAAGGUGAAAUGACAAAGGAAAUGCUUUCCUUUGUGCAUGCACAAGUGGGCUUCCUGUUGCUUUUCGAUUUGCAUUUUGAAGAUGCAGUAAAUCAUUUCUUGCUUUCAGAAACUAUGCAGCCAUCCGAAAUCUUUCCUUUCAUUAUGCAGGAUCCAAAUCGCUGGUCACAACUGGUGCCAAGAAAUCGGUAUUGGGGAUUGCAUCCCCCUCCAGUACCUCUUGAACAAGUCAUUGAUGAUGGGCUGAUGGCCAUCCAACGUUCUAUGUUUCUGAGAAAAGCAGGGGUGGAUACUGUUGCAGAUGAGGAUUUUCUUUUAAAUCCACCGAGUAGAGCUGAGUUAGUGGAAUCAGCGAUCAAAAAUAUAAUCAGGUAUUUGUGUAUCUCUCGGGAUAAAGAUUUGAUUCCUCCUGUGAAGGAAGGAGUUGAUACUCUUCUGAUGUACCUCUAUAGAGCACUAAAUCUUGUUGGUGAUAUGGAGAAGCUUGCGUCAUCCCAAAACAGCUGUGUUGUGGAGGAGUUAGAAUCGUUGUUAGAUGACUCUGGGCAUUUACGGACGCUUGCAUUUUUAUAUGCUAGUCAAGGGAUGUGCUCAAAGGCACUUACUAUCUGGCGUAUAUUGGCAAGAAAUUAUUCAACUGGACUAUGGAAAGACUCGGCAACUUUGGCAGAAUGUUACUCUCUGAAUAUUUCUACAGAUUCAAUCUCCGGUCAGAAAGCUGCUGCUAGUGAAGCAUCAAAGCUGCUUCAGGAGUCAUCUGAUCAAGACCUGGUUCUGGGGCAUCUUGAAUGGAUUGCAGAUAUUGAUCAGGAGUUUGCGGUAAUGGUUUUAACAUCUGAGAAAAGGGUUAAUCAGCUUUCACCUGAAAAGGUACUUGCUGCUGUUGAUCCAAAAAAGGUUGAGAUUCAGCAGAGAUAUUUGCAGUGGUUGAUUGAGGAUCAAGACUCGGAUGACACUCAAUUUCAUACUUUAUAUGCUGUUUCUCUUGCUAGAUCAGCACUAGAAAUAGUCGAACUGGCCUACAGCAAUGGGAAUAAUGAUGCUAGAAAUCAUGAGGAGAUGGUUUUGGUUUCGGAUGUUGAAAAUGCAAACAAUUACAGGUAUUCUGUCAGGGAGAGGUUACAGUUUUUUUUACAGGCUUCAGACUUGUAUGAUCCAGAAGAAGUACUUGAUGUGAUAGAAGGAUCGGAGUUAUGGCUGGAAAAGGCAAUCCUGUACAGGAAGAUGGGGCAAGAGACAAUGGUACUGCAGAUUCUGGCCUUGAAAUUGGAGGAUUGUGAAGCUGCCGAACAAUAUUGUGCAGAGAUUGGUAGAAAUGAUGCCUAUAUGCAGUUGCUGGAUAUGUAUUUGGAUCCGCUGGAUGGCAAAGAACCCAUGUUCAAGGCUGCAGUUCGUCUUCUCCAUAAUCAUGGGGAAUCUCUAGAUCCGCUUCAAGUGCUGGAGAAAUUAUCUCCUGAAAUGCCUCUCCAGCUUGCAGCAGAUAUAAUAUUGAGAAUGUUGAGAGCUCGAGUUCAUCACCAUCGCCAAGGACAGAUUGUUCGUAAUCUAUCACAUGCAAUAAGACUAGAUGCUCAGCUGGCAAGAUUAGAGGAGAGAUCGAGGCAUGUUCAAAUAAAUGAUGAGAGUAUUUGUGAUUCUUGUCACGCUCGCCUUGGUACCAAGCUCUUUGCCAUGUAUCCAGAUGAUUCAGUUGUUUGUUACAAGUGUUAUCGUCGCCUAGGGGAGUCAACAUCAGCUCGUGGUCGUAACUUCAAGCAAGAUUUCGUUUUUAAACUAGGGUGGCUUGUAAGUAGAUAAUCAGGGAACAUCUUUUGCUCUGUCAAGGCUUCUGUUUGGGCGCACAGUUAUCUUGGGGCCUAAAUCAGAGUCAAAGGUGGCCUAUUCCACAUCAACAGAACAUCUUUGGUCGGACUUUACACCAGUUACUUUCUAGCAUAUGCUAUCAUCAACGAAGCUUCAUUCUGCUAAUUUGAAGAAGGCAUGAUUGCUGAUGCUGCGAUAUUUAUUGGAAGAUCUGCUUUUUGAUACGGUGAUGGGAAUGAUGAUGGAUUUGUUAGGCCAUGCAGCUUCCUGUGAUGGAGUUUCAGCUGUCUUCAUGUGUUUGCACAGCAACGGUCAAAAACUUGCUCAAGAUUUACAUGGCAAAUAUGAGACGCCUGUUUAUAUCGUGGUGCCAUUCCAGUUAUGAAUUUUGGAUGGAGAACUGUACACAGAGAACAGUCAACUAACAAUAUCAUUCAUAGUUUUCUCAAAAAACAAUAUCGUGCACAGGAUAUUAUCAAUGUCAAUUUACAUGCAUAAUGCUUCUACAGCAUUUUUCAUAUCUUUUGUAUCCAACUCUUCUACUCCCAUAUAAUCUAUUAAUGGACACUCCUGAAAUUAUAUGGAACAACAUUUUUUUUUUGGUA
This is a messenger RNA of Phoenix dactylifera (date palm), 4002 nucleotides long. Its product is annotated as Vacuolar sorting protein 39. Lineage: Eukaryota; Viridiplantae; Streptophyta; Magnoliopsida; Arecales; Arecaceae. Gene Ontology annotation, cellular component: cytoplasm; membrane. The record is from RefSeq and is a predicted model, not a curated record. Gene Ontology annotation, biological process: vesicle-mediated transport; autophagy; endosomal vesicle fusion.